UCAAUAGAGAAAUUCCUAAAUUUAAUAGUCUCAUAAUACAGUGGCGCUUUAUUGCUCAGAAUCUCUUGUCUAGACUAUUUAAACCAGUUGCGUUGCCAUCCGUCCAUCAGUUGUCUGUAUUUCCACCGAAAAUCAACAAGUUUGUAACGAUGAAGCUCGAUUACGCAUGGACAGUAGUUUUUUUCAUCCUACAAUUAAAGUUUUCCCAUGCAAAACUUUUGCUAGCUCAAAUUCUUGUGCAUCACGCAGAGUGUAAUCCAAGUCUAUCUACUGUAGAAAGUCAGUUUCCUUUGCUAUCAAAAAUCAAUAGGUCCUACACACCAGAAGGAUCCGACAUGUUGACAGCAAAAGGGCGAAAGAAGGCACGGGAAUUAGGGGAAUUCCUGCGUGAGGAGUAUAAAAAUUUAACUGAUGCUAAGAAAAUUUAUUUCCGUCCGGAGAAAACAAGUGCAUCAAUUCAAUCAGCGAUGCAAUUAGCACAGGGACUGGUCCCAGAUUACGUUCCUACCGAUCAAGAGUUCGCCAACAUGACGUUCAAAAGCAAUUCUUGGCUCGAUGUACUUCGAUGGGAAGUCGAUCCAGUAUUUAUUGGCUGGCUUAAAUGUCAACAUAUUUUGCCCAAAGUUGCCGUCCAAAAUUCCGAAUCGUUUGCAGUAUGGAACAACUACACAGAAGAUUGGCGGCAAUACCUUGAGCAUUGCAUUGGUAGUAAUUUCGUCAGGAACUUUCGAGGCGGACUUAUGUAUCGUCAAAUUCGUGCUAUGGCAGAGGUUGGCUUUCCCGCAAAUCGCUGCAUCAGUAGUGCAUACCCUGACGGAGUAUUGAAAUUAUUCACUCUAUUGGAAUAUAGAAUCCAGUCUGCAACGAGUAAUUUAAUGCAAUACAAUGGCGGCGCCCACCUUGCCAUUUUCCUACGCAAUGUAGAUAAUUACUUGAAUGAUUUGGAAAUGAGAAGAUUAUUCAUUCUAGUAGGUAACGAUAUCAAUAUUGUUGGACUUCUCCGAGCUCUAGAUCUUUAUGACGGCAACCAUAUUCCUAAUUACGGUAGUUAUGUUGCGUUGGAAUUGCACCACAUUGAUGGAGAAUAUGUUGUUAAGGUGAUGUACCACAAUGGCAUAUUUCCGCCGGAACCACCUCAACUAAUGCGGAUGCCAUACUGUAACAAUGAUUGUCUGCUAAAAAAAUUCAAAACCACGUUCAAAAACCGGAUACUACGUGUGAAUUUGAAAGAACUCCACUGCACUCCGUAGUAUCUCAAUACCACAGAGAAAAACUGAUGUCAGUUUUUCCAAAUACUUUACAGCGGAUCUGCCAGGUUUAAUGCGCUUGUAUGGUAAUUCCGGAACCGUAAACAAGAUAAUGACAUAAAUCAAUUCUACGGUGAAAUUGUGGAAAGAUAUUAGGCAACUCAAAUCUGUACAUCGAAGGAUGGUAGAGACAUUUUGAUAAAAAAUAUGGUGAUGUAAAUUUGAAUAAAUUGUUUAUAUUUGGA
Molecule: messenger RNA, 1492 nt
Organism: Diachasmimorpha longicaudata
Lineage: Eukaryota; Metazoa; Arthropoda; Insecta; Hymenoptera; Braconidae
Product: venom acid phosphatase Acph-1-like
Exons: 4
Coding region: 150-1250 (366 amino acids)
Biological process (GO): dephosphorylation
Molecular function (GO): phosphatase activity
Source: RefSeq, a predicted model, not a curated record